CGUAGAACCGAGCGGUACUUCCGGGUUUGCGAGGACGCUGUGGACUCAACUCCCAACACCUCAUUACUUCCCUUUACAGGGUGUUUAAAUGAAUGAGAGCUUCAUAUAACUGUCAUUAAUAGAGGACAUUAUUCUGUCCCUUUGCGAUGUCCAGUCCAGGUCACGUGUCCAUGGUCCGGGCCCUGUAUAAGAGGAUCCUGAUCCUGCACAGGUUCAUGCCCCUGGAUCUGAGGGCGCUCGGGGAUCAGUACGUGAAGGAGGAGUUCAGGCGACACAGAUCUGCCUCUCCGGAACAGGUCCAGCACUUCAUGAAGGAAUGGGAGAACUACAGGGACACCCUACAGACGCAGGUGCUCGAGGUGGCCGGAGGCGAAAAGAUGGUGUUCGGUGCUGACCUGUCCGAGAAGCAGCUCAGAGACUUUCAGGAUGAACAGGUCGGGCAGCUCUACGAGCUGAUGCUGGAGUCUACCAAACCUAACCAGCAGUUCCACAUCCAGGAUGAAGGCUCACCAAAAUGAGAGGCUGCGAAUAAAGAAAGAACUGACUCAUAUUCUGAUCUGUGGAUAUUAAAUAAUGUUUAAUUAUUACAUUAUCGUGAUUGCUCUGAAUGCCCUGCAUGUUUGUAGAUCAGGUUCAUUUUAUUUUUUAUUUUUUCCCACAUCGAGAGCGAACCACAACCAAGCAAUCGUUCCUUUAUGAGUAUAAUUAUCUUGCAGGGGGAAAAAAAAUCACAGACAGUUCAAGCUAUUCUCAGGAGGCACUUACCGUGCUCUAAGCAUGCAAAUCUAAAGCUCAAAUCAAUACUGCCUCCUUCUUUUAACUCAAUUGUAUAAGUUCCUGAAGGAGAAAAUCUUGUUAGCCAGCAAGCGAUUGUGUUGAUGCAUCUGACAGAACUUAAGAGUUCAGUGUGCUUUAGAUAAACUCCUAACAUUACAUAAAGAAAUCAAUGUGCCAGAA
Messenger RNA from Clarias gariepinus (North African catfish), 957 nucleotides. RefSeq names its product succinate dehydrogenase complex assembly factor 3 (gene sdhaf3). The transcript has 2 exons. The record is from RefSeq and is a predicted model, not a curated record. Gene Ontology annotation, biological process: succinate metabolic process; mitochondrial respiratory chain complex II assembly. Bases 147 to 518 code for a protein of 123 amino acids. Gene Ontology annotation, cellular component: mitochondrial intermembrane space; mitochondrion. NCBI's taxonomy places the organism in Eukaryota, Metazoa, Chordata, Actinopteri, Siluriformes, Clariidae.